This is a messenger RNA of Mytilus californianus (California mussel), 2653 nucleotides long. RefSeq lists its product as uncharacterized. The transcript has 3 exons. Lineage: Eukaryota; Metazoa; Mollusca; Bivalvia; Mytilida; Mytilidae. The record is from RefSeq and is a predicted model, not a curated record. The coding region runs from base 809 to 2179 and encodes 456 amino acids.
AGCAUACAUCAAAUCGUGACUCCAGGUUUUUAAUGCAUUUUCUGAAAUUUUUUUCAGGAAAAAAAAUAUAUUUGUAAGACACUUCAACACUAAUUUCAAGAAAAAUGUUAGGGAAUUAACCGAUGAUCAAUAGACGGCAAUAAAAUAAAUGUACACAUGCAUCUAUAUAUAAAUCUACAAUUAAAAAAAAUAUCAAACGUGACUUCAUCUGUAUUUUUAUUGCUAAUCUGUCUCCAGUGAACAAAGGUUUGUGGCACAAAUUAAAGAUAGAUGUGAUUCGUGUCGGAAAAUACUGAAAAAGUCCAUUUUAUCUUGAAACCACUAAAUUCAAAAUGUAUUAAAAUGUAAAGUUUUUUACGGAAAGGUCAAAGUUUUAUGUGUUAAUGAAAAGCAUGUGUACAAGGAUCGGUAUAGGUUUCCUAGAUUGACUAGCAUACAAUACCUCUAUUAAAUUCUAAGUUAAAAAAAGAAAAAGUAAAACCGUCACAGUGAACCGUCACAGACAUAUUUAAUGUCGAGUCUGCUGCAGCAUAUCCAAAGAAUUUAGAAAACUGAAGCCUUACCGAACCCUCUACUUCCAUAUAAUGAUCAAUAUAUUUUACACAUGUCAUUCAUAGUGAAAGUAAAUUAACCUGGGGCAAAAAUUACCUUUUCUACUUGAUAUAUAUGACGUAAAAAUGAUGUUUUUGUGCAAUGAUUGAAAGUUAUCUUAUAGGUUAUAACACGGAAACCGUACAUAAAUAAAUAAUCUGCGAGAUACACAAACUGGGCUUUACAUUCCUGGGACCGACGGCAACAUUACAUCACAAUGCUGAAUUUAGUUUGUACCAUCCUUUUGAUAGUACCACAAAUACUGAAAGGUCAACAAAACAUCAAAGAUGGAAAGAUAACCGGUUCAUCACAGAUAACAUGCCCAGAAAUAUCUUGCGAACUUCAUCACUUUCCACAAGAACACUGCAAAGUCCAGACAUUCAUUAUGUACCAUGGUGUUAAGUGCCAGAGUUGUGUAGAGGAUAUUUGUCAUGGAUCACAAGUGGUGGCUGAUUCACUGAUUGGAGAUGUUACUCAAGUGCAAAACCUCAACACAGUAGACAACACAAAUGCCGUUACAGGAAACCUUAAAAAGAAAUGGAAUAAAGUCAGUUAUAUCAAUAGAUUAGGUUCUAUAUUUGGAAACAAUCCUAAUGUUGGAAAUCUGAGAAAUCCUUUGGAGCCAGAGAAUGGAAGGACAGGAAAUAACCAACAAAUGCAAGAGCAUGGCUUGGUGACUGUUAAUUCAAAAGGUAUGGACAGGUUACAACCAAAGUCACAAAUUAAAUGUCCGGAAAUAGAAUGUCAUCAUCACCACCAGCCAAAAGCUCACUGCAUGGUUGAUUCGUACUUUAUAUACCAUGGUGAAAAGUGUAAGGGAUGUAUCGAGGAUAUAUGCCUCGGUUCACAUAUUGUGGAUGAGAUCUUGAUAGGUAAAAAUAAAAGUCAAGAUUCAUCAAACCCCGAAACACUUUCUCUUAAAAAUCAAGGAGUUGGAGAGAGAAUGACAUCUGGAGAUUGGAGAUCAGGAAAUGCUCAGCCUCCAUUGAUAGAGAGACGCAGCCAUGACAGUAAUGGACAAAUAAAUCAAGAACCACUUCAUCCUAACCAUCACCAAGAACCUACUGAGAGAUUACUGUCUGGUAAUUGGAGAUCAAGACACUCUCAGCCUCCAUUGUCUGAGAGACACAUUCAGUUUCGAAAUGGACAAAUAAAUCACGAACACACUCUUCCCAACCAACAUCAGGGAGCUGGAGACAGAAUAUUGUCCGGUCAUUGGAGAUCAAGAAACCCUCAGCCUCUAUCGACAGAGAUAGGUCUUCAAAACAGUAAUGGGCAAUUAAAUUUGUCUAGAAAUCCAUUUUUCAGCAGAGGAGAACAUAACUUUAGAAAUAAACUCCUUGGUGUACAAACAAAUAAACAUAUCAAUUCAAAACAUGACUCAGGCAGAAAUUCGAAUCCUAACUCAUCUACAAAUAUUUCAGCAAGUUUACCAAACGGACAAAAUACAAAAAAUAAUGAAGAAAGCAUAGUUGUUGUAGACCAAAAACAAUCGUCUUUUACCAGAAAAGAUCGGGGGAUAGGGAGAUUCAGAGGCAAGGGAAGAUCAUAUCUACAAAGCUUGUUUCACCCGGCAUUCACUGGUUAAUAUUUAUAAUGCUCAUUAUGUAGUUCCAUUUCUACUUUAAGUAGAAGUGUAACUAUUAUAUUUAGAUCGCUGAAAAUCCAACUCAUAGUCAUGUAUUUCGCAGAUUUAAUAAUUAUGAUGUAUAUGUAAACAUUUAUUAAUCAACUACUUAAAAAAGUAUUUAAAAAAAGCAAAUUUUGUAAAUUGAAAUGAAUCAUACUAUUUAUAUCAUAGUGUAGAUGUUUCCAAAAUGAGGUUAAGACCUUUUUUGACAAUUAAACAAAAAUUAUAUGUUAAGCACUUGAACAAAUUAAACGAGCACGUGAAUUUUGGAAAAGACUGAAUUAGGAGGACAGAAUCUAAAAAGGACAACUACGACGAAUGAAGGCAUGCAACGCAUGCAAUACAUCCGUUUCAUAAAAUUUUAAUAUCCAAUUAGAUAAAAAUAGAAUUAACAUUUUUAUUUAAAGUUUGUUGGGGAGUUGAAUGUUAUCC